GAUGUGGGUGGUUUUCACAGGGUUUUGGCCAGUUUUUAGAUAAGAGAAAAAAGCAAUAAUUAAGAGAGAUAUAAAUGGGUUAGAGAUUUUCCUGUAGUGAAAAUGGAAUUUCCAGAUUCUAUAUUGAAAAUUGUUUUCUGAAAAUUUAUCUGAUCUGUGGGUCCAAAUCAAGGCGAAUUCUACAUGAACUUGUUUUCUGUGCAAAUUCUGUGGAUUUUGGAUGAAAUAUUGAAAUGGAACAUAAAUCCCUUCCUCAAAGAUUGGCUGUACUGCCUUCUGCCAUAGUUGACUUGCGGACGAGCCUUGAUAUUGAAUUUUAGCCAGUAAACUAGAUUAAAGAAUGUCAAAGAUUCCUGCUUUAUGAAUUUUUUUGGUAUGGUUUCUGAAAUAUGGUGUUGCUGAAGAGUUUAGACUAUGGAUUUAAUGGCUAUCGGGUGCCUCCCACUCCACGUGCUGCCAGAUCGGCAAGGAGGAGGUGUGAAUUUAGGAGGAAUGAUUAUGUCCAGAAGAUGUGCGCAUUUGACUUAUUGGCUACUGUUGCUGGCAAGUUACUGCUUGAGGGGGACUGUUCUUCAAAAUCUGUGGAUACAUCUUCUGAUAAGGAGCAACCAGAAGUUGUGGAAGGUUCUGAUAAGAAAGGAGAAUAUGAUGAAAAUAAGCCUUUGGAAGAAAAAUCUUGUGAACAAGAUAGCUGUGAAAGAAACUUCUUAUUUACGGAGAUUGUAUCACAAGCUUCUAAUUCAAAUUUCCAUGCAAAUGAAUUUGGACACUGCCAGAAUGAUGCAUGUUCAAGGCCUGCAUCUGUAAUAACUUCUGAGAGCUCAGAAAAGGUUCGUUCUGCAGAACCAAUGCUCAAUGAUGAUUGCAAGCUUCGACUUGGAAUUUUUCCUCAUCCAGUAGAUGUUGAGUCUUCUGUUUGUAGAUUAGAGGGUGAAACUAAGAAACAGAUAAAGAUUGAGUCCUCGAAUAAUCGGAAUUUGGCAAUAAAUAAUUGGGCUGAUACAUGCAGUGUGCGGGAUUCAGAAGCUUGGAACAGAAAACCUUCAGCUUUGGUUAGUUCAGCUGAUAGUCAAAAGUUUCCUGUUUGCAGCAAACAAAUUCUUUGUGGUUCUUUCCCUAUUAAGCAGGAUGUUGUAAAGUUAGUUACUACAGAUGAUGACGAAAAGACUUCUGGGUGCACAAGACCGAGCACCGCGAAUAAGGCCUUUAGGCCACCGCCACCACUCCUUGGAGAUUGCAAAACUAGGAAGUUGUUGACAUCUAAGUAUUGGAAACCAACUCCAAAUUCAAAGGAUUACGAUUCUCAUGCAGAAAGAUACAAUUACCUCAAUAUGAAUAAAAGUUACAAGCGCCAGAGAUCUCAAAGAGAUUAUCCUUUCAAAAAACGGAAUUUUUUUUACUGCAGCUCAGUGUCUAAUUCUGAUGAAGGAAUUGGCAGUGAUGGAAUAUGUAGUGUGCCUGAGAAUGGCUCCGCUGGCAGUGCAUUAGGUUCUGGUCCAUCUCUGCCCAUAGUUGAUCUGACACCAAAUGCAGUUUCAACGCCUCCAACUUCUUUACGUGGUGAACGUGCUUCUUUCCAGUCAAGAAAUUCCCAUGUGAAGCUCAAGAUCAAGUCUUUUAGGGUUCCAGAGCUAUUUAUUGAGGUUCCUGAAUCUGCAACUGUUGGUUCUUUGAAGAGGACAGUUAUGGAAGCAAUGACAGAAAUACUUGGUGGUGGACUACGUGUUGGUGUACUUCUUCAGGGAAAGAAGAUUAGAGACGAUAAAAAAACUUUGUUGCAGACUGGGAUUUCUCAUGAUAACAAAAAGUUGGAUUCUCUGGGUUUUACCCUUGAGCCUUCUCGUACUCAACCUCCCUUGUGUCUAGAAGAUCAUAGUUUUGAACGACCUUGUGAUACUCCACAACCACUAGCAAGUCCUCCAGAAGUAUCAAAAUUGGCCACUUCAGUAUCUUGUCUUGCUGAUGAUAGUUUACUAUGCUUUGCCACCAGGUAUCCUCCUAUGCCCAAUGUUGGUCAAAUUGCUCAUCCACAGGGUAAUUUGGAUACUCUGUCAAAUCCUACAGGAACUAAAGUAUACAAUUUCAUUGAAAGUGAUCGUGAUUCAGCUCCUUUCCCUCCCAGUAUGUCUUUGGAGAAAACUACAACAGACUCAAAAGCAUUGGUUUCUGUUCCCCCAAUGAAAGCAGAGGAACUAGCUAUAGUUCCCAUGCGGAAAUCCAAGCAUUCUGAGUCAGCACAACGCCGAAUCCGUAGACCGUUCACCGUUUCUGAAGUGGAAGCACUGGUUCAGGCAGUUGAGAAGCUUGGAACAGGAAGAUGGCGUGAUGUUAAGCUGAGAGCUUUUGAUAAUGCAAAACAUAGAACUUAUGUGGAUUUGAAGGAUAAGUGGAAAACUUUGGUGCACACAGCGAGAAUCUCCCCUCAGCAAAGACGAGGUGAGCCUGUGCCUCAGGAGCUCCUUGAUAGAGUCUUGACAGCACAUGCUUUCUGGUCCCAACAGCAAGCCAAGCAACAGCUCAAACCUCAACCCCAGACUUGCCUUCUUCUCUGAGUAAUUCACUGUACAAAACUGGCAGCAGCAUAUUAUUGUCAAAGGAACACUACGCGUUCUUAGAGCGCGAUAUCUGAUUAUUUUUUGUGACUAUAAUACUUGAUUAUGUAAAAAUGUCUUUGUCAAAAAAGCAUUAUAUGUAAUAGUUAUCGUUCUCGGGGUGAUUUGUUUCCUGCGAGGAGGGAUGGCAUUUGUAAAUUGUUGACAGAAUAAAGUGUUAUGAUGGUAGAAAUUUUUUAAAAAUAUAAUGGUACAAGAUUUUUGUUUCUUUAUUUGAAGUUAGGAAAAAUUCAUUUGUUUGUAAAAUUUGUAGCAUGAACUCUGAUUCAUUUAA
Molecule: messenger RNA, 2886 nt
Organism: Olea europaea var. sylvestris
Lineage: Eukaryota; Viridiplantae; Streptophyta; Magnoliopsida; Lamiales; Oleaceae
Product: telomere repeat-binding protein 1-like
Exons: 10
Coding region: 390-2552 (720 amino acids)
Molecular function (GO): protein binding
Source: RefSeq, a predicted model, not a curated record